CCCCUCCGUGGCGCGGGCCGCCCUGCUGUCCGCUCUGGGCUGGGGCGCGGGGAAUGUCCCGGGUCGAGCUCGCUGAGACGCGCUCAGCUCCGCCCGGCUCGGCUGCUGUCUGCACCGCCUGAGGCCCGCCGCUUUCCGAAAUGGCCGAGCAGUCGGACCAGACCGUCAAGUACUACACCCUGGAAGAGAUCCAGAAGCACAACCACAGCAGGAGCACCUGGUUGAUCCUGCACCACAAGGUGUACGAUCUGACCAAGUUUUUGGAGGAGCAUCCUGGUGGGGAAGAAGUAUUAAGGGAACAAGCUGGAGGGGAUGCUACUGAAAAUUUCGAGGACGUGGGGCACUCUACAGAUGCCAGAGAAUUGUCCAAAACAUUCAUUAUUGGGGAACUUCAUCCGGAUGACAGAGCAAAGAUAAACAAGCCUUCGGAAACUCUCAUUACUACUGUUGAUUCUAAUUCCAGCUGGUGGACCAACUGGGUGAUCCCAGCCAUCUCAGCACUGGUGGUAGCCCUGAUGUAUCACUUCUACACAGCGGAAGAUUAAACACAUUCUCAGAAGCCAAUGAAAGAAAAGACUGCUUUGGACCGGGGAGAAAGAAGCCAGUGUUAACUGCUUCAACUGACAGAAACUUUCCCCCCCAAAAUAAUUUUAAUACACCAGUUUCCCUUUCUCCUACUUUGAAUCAAACCAAAAGAGAACUCUUCUGUUCUUUCUACUCCUGAACUCUUAGAAUGUGCCUUUUGUUCAUCAACUUUUUUUGAUGUUCCAUCACUACGUAAUUUACUUAUUAUAGGCGUGAUAUUUUAAAAAUAUAUCCGGCUUUUAAAAUACACCACCCUGUUUGCCCGUCUAUUUAGCAUAUAAUUGUCCUAAACAUUUAGAAUCUGAUUAUUUAGCAGAGUCAUUUAGUUUGCUAAUCAUUCAGACCCAGGUAGUCUAUAUGACGUGAGGAGGGGAAUGUCCUUAGAUCCCUCCUUCAUAUCUCCCUGAGCAAUUCAGUACCUGCCUGCCCCAGCAUAGUUUCCUUUCCCAGAGAAUUAAGAAAAGCUCAGAAAUGAAAGAUUUCUAAUUGUUCUACGUGAAAUAGAUGACAAAAAGAGAAGGUGGCCUGUAGUACCUAUGAAAAAGAUCUCAUCUCUUUUUUGAUUAAAAAAAUAUAGUCAAAAGAAAACCUCACAACUGUGAGAGGACAUUUUAGCUGUCCCUUCUCACAGACUAAAGAUUAACCGAAGAGAUGCUUAAAGUCUAAAAAAAUUCCUCAUUCAGAGGCAAAAACUGUUUAUAUACUCAUUAAGGAAAUGUUGAUUUCCUAUUUUGCAAAAACAAAAUUUGAGAGAGAUAACGGGACAUUUGGAAUCUGAUUUUUGAAGAAAUUUAGCUGGUAAUGAACCAUGAGGAAUUCUAGUAUGACUCUGCUCAUUUUUUCUUUGGAGUUCCAGUAGGCUAAUUCUGUCAUUUUUGUUUGUUAUUCUCUGCCCCAUGCUUUUUUUUCUUCUAAAUGUGGAAACUUAAAGGAUGAAUUAGAUUCUAAGUACUUUGCAGUUAAUGUAUGACUAUGCAAGUUUCCAUUGGCCUUCUAACCACCUGAUAAGCAAUAGAGUUCUUCAGAAAUAACUAAAACACAUUGGAAAGGAAUUUUUAAAUUACAGAGUAUUGUUUAAAAAGAGGCAACAAACUCAAAAUUGAGUCACUUGUGCUAAGCCCAUGUCACCAAACCAAGACUGAUUGCAGUUUCAGUCUCUCCCAAGAGUGGAAUCUUAAGUCAGUCAGUCUCGGAUGAUCUGGUCAGCACUAGUGGAAUAAUCCCCAGGAGACACCCUCCCCAACCCAUGACCCCUCAAAGGAAGGUGAUUUUGCCUGUAACAAUCAGCUCUGCUAAAAUAAUUUCCUUGUCCCGCCUCUUUCUGCCCAUAGAAGUUUUCCAUUUUGUACAGCUCUUUGGAACUUCUUUCUCUUUGCCGGAUAGGAUAUUGCCCGAUCUAUGAAUUGUUGAAUAAAACUGAUAAGAUCUUUAAAUUUUA
Messenger RNA from Nyctereutes procyonoides (raccoon dog), 2023 nucleotides. RefSeq names its product cytochrome b5. The coding region runs from base 141 to 545 and encodes 134 amino acids. The record is from RefSeq and is a predicted model, not a curated record. The transcript has 5 exons. Gene Ontology annotation, molecular function: heme binding. NCBI's taxonomy places the organism in Eukaryota, Metazoa, Chordata, Mammalia, Carnivora, Canidae. Gene Ontology annotation, cellular component: mitochondrial outer membrane; intracellular membrane-bounded organelle.